Misgurnus anguillicaudatus (oriental weatherfish) is the source of this 2949-nucleotide messenger RNA. RefSeq lists its product as uncharacterized. Gene Ontology annotation, biological process: extracellular matrix organization. The record is from RefSeq and is a predicted model, not a curated record. Lineage: Eukaryota; Metazoa; Chordata; Actinopteri; Cypriniformes; Cobitidae. Gene Ontology annotation, molecular function: extracellular matrix structural constituent conferring tensile strength.
GAAAAACAACAUCAGCAUCGCAAUCUGUUCUCAGCACCUGCUUCUGCUAACAAGCAUCUGCAUUUAUAAAAAAAAAAAGAAUAGUAAUACUGGGAAGCGGGAAUGUUAGGAGUAAAAUGUAGGUGUGGUGUGAUAAAAGAAGGGCCCACUAGCUGAAGUUGAUACACAUGUCUCAUCUUCUCUUGGUUUCCAGGGCUCUCCCUGGUCAUCCAGGACUACAUGGAAGAGAUGGAAUGAAAGGAGAGAAGGGAGAGGCAAGUGGAGCACCAGGACCGAUUGGACCCCCGGGCCUCAAGGGUGAGCCUGGUGAGCCCUGCACACCCGGACCCUGCAAUGCGGAGGAUGCCAUCUCUAGCUCGCGCGGGACACGAGGCCCAAAGGGCGAGCGAGGCGUUCCUGGGGUACCCGGAGACCCAGGAGAGAAAGGAGAACCGGGUGUUGGCAUUUCUGGACCCCCUGGUUCGAUGGGACCAAAGGGCGACACAGGAAUCCAGGGACCUCGUGGACCCCCAGGACCAGCUGGAAUAGCAGGAAACAUGGGACCACCAGGCCCACAAGGCAGACCAGGACCCCCUGGACCCCCUGGAGAACCGGCAGCGCUGCCCAUUGUAGGAGACAUGGGCACAUUAUUGAAGAAUGCUUGCAGUGUAUGCCAGAGCAGAUCACCAGGUUUACCAGGGCAGAAAGGAGAGAAAGGAUCACCUGGAAUUCCAGGUUUUCCAGGAAUGGAUGGAGAAAAGGGGGAUCAAGGUCUGCGAGGCCCAGCUGGUAAUCCAGGGAAAGAGGGUCCGAAGGGAGUGAAGGGUGAGAGAGGUUUUCCUGGACCAAUGGGAGACAAGGGUGAUGAGGGUUCCCCUGGUGUUCCAGGACUGCCCGGAGCCACAGGUCGUAUAGGUGCACCGGGACUUUUAGGCAGGCCAGGACCUGUUGGCCCCUCAGGACCAAAGGGAGAACGGGGCAGUGAAGGUCCUCCAGGUCAACCCGGACCCCCCGGACCUCCUGGAGGUCCGUAUACAGAGGGCAAUGGAAUGAGCAGUCUCUAUAAGCUUCAGAAUGGAGGGUCUAGUAUGGGCCAACCGGGACCACCUGGACCUCCGGGGCCAAAAGGAGAUGAAGGAAGGAUGGGUGAGCCUGGGUUGAUGGGAUUACCGGGACUGGAGGGUCUACCGGGUGCUAAGGGUGAUCCUGGCUUACCUGGUCCUCCUGGGGUUCUUGGUCCUCCUGGAAAGCCCGGCCUGCGCGGUGAGACAGGCAUCCCUGGAGACCCGGGAGAGCGAGGACCUGUGGGAGAGACUGGCUUCCCUGGACCAGAGGGUCCACCUGGAGCUCCUGGACGGCCGGGAAAAGAUGGAAUUCCAGGCUAUGAGGGAGCCACAGGCAGACCCGGAGACAGAGGUUCUAAAGGAGAACGGGGAGAUCCAGGGAUUUCAGGAGAGAGAGGAGUCCAAGGAGAAAGAGGGAGAAAUGGAGAAAGAGGACCCAUUGGGCCGCCCGGACCGAAAGGAGAACCCGGCGUCCCUGCAUCUGCAUCCGCAUCUGGGAGCGUGAAUCUGUUGAGCGAUACAGCUGCCUUGGAGGAAAUUAAAGCCUUCAUCCGAAAUGAAGUAUUGCGCGUGUUUGAAGAGAGGUUUUCAGAGAGCUCCUCCCCGCUGCAGAAAACACCGGCAUCUAUAUUAGCAGCUCAGGGUCGACCGGGCCCUCCCGGGCCGCCCGGUAAUGAUGGCUCCCCUGGACCUCCCGGAGAGCCAGGUCCCCCAGGCCAUCAAGGGUAUCGAGGACAGAAAGGGGAACGGGGUCAGAUGGGGUUGGGCAUUCCAGGACCACAGGGACCAGCUGGCCCACCAGGUCUUCCUGGAAUGGGCAUCCAGGGGCCUCCUGGUCCCGCAGGACCCCACGGUCCACAGGGGAAAUGUAAUCCCAGCGACUGCCUUCACCCUUUUCCUCAUGGUAGACAGGAGGGAUAGAUGUCAUAAUGGACCAGCUCAUGUACACAAACCUCAGAGUCAGCAUUCAAUUCUUGUACAAACAAGUACGGCAUCCCGGCUAAGAGAGAAGACACAACCAACUUUUUAUUGAACAUCACCUGUUGUGUGUGUGUGUGUGUGUGAAAGCCUGCAGAAUAUGCUGAACAUUCAUUUAUCUUUAUUUCACGCUUUCAUUUCCCAUAUUUGUGACCAAAUGCAUUCAGCAUUGAUUCAUUUUUUGAUGCUUUGUGGGUAUGAAAGUUGAAAUCAAACUCAAAACAGACAGAUUUAUCUAAAGAGGUCCGACCAGAGCGAGCGCAGGUGGAGUUAUAUUUACAUUUGUUAAUUUUCUUCAGACUGUCGUGAAAUGUAGUUUAAAAUUAAAUUAAAUUGUGACGGCACUUUGCAAUCUAAAAUAGAUAAUGAAUCUGUUAACAAAUAUUAAUUGAAUGUAAAUAACGCAAACAUAACCUUGCAUACUAAUUUAUCUCAUGAAUAUUUAAUUAGACAAUCGUUUAGGAAGUCUUUCUCCAGCCCUGUGGAAAAAGAAAUGAAGGGAAUGAAUUAUUGGGCCCUAUUUAAGUCUGAAUCCACUUUUGCUAGUUUAACGACAGAAAAACGGUCGGCGUGCCAGAUGCAUGGUCCAAAAUAUUCAACAAACCAAUUAGAAAUUGCAUACGUCAUGACUUCAUUCUGAUACACGCAAAGACUAUCAUUUAUGACAUGUAUGCAUUUUUAUCUUUAUGUACACAAUAAUAAUCUUUUAAUUUUUUAAUAUUUGGCAUGUUUGUGUGCCGUCCCUGUUUGUGUAUUAUGCAGUGUAUGCAUUUGUGCACCCACCUAGCACAUAUUACUAACACACUCUUUAAAUAAAAAAAUACUGCGCUAGACCAGAUUUUAGUUGGUAAAUCGUGGCGCAAUCGUUUUUAGUUGCCUCAAAAUAACAAUGCGCCUGAACACACCUUGUUUUCAGACCAGCACGCCA